Messenger RNA from Xyrauchen texanus (razorback sucker), 2252 nucleotides. It is a transcript of the gene prcc, whose product is annotated as proline rich mitotic checkpoint control factor. Lineage: Eukaryota; Metazoa; Chordata; Actinopteri; Cypriniformes; Catostomidae. Gene Ontology annotation, cellular component: nucleus. The transcript has 6 exons. Bases 362 to 1549 code for a protein of 395 amino acids. The record is from RefSeq and is a predicted model, not a curated record.
UGGAGGAUGGGGGAAGACAAAAUUGUUAUGGAUCUCAAUAGCUGGAGAGAAACGAUAGAUCAUUGUUAACAGUUAUUACUUGUUCAAUUUUCUUUUAUAUGUCAUUUGCUUAAGUUUCUUGCUGGGAGUUUCCAUGCAAGCAUUGAUUCACCUGCAAUCGCGCAACGUUGAUUAUCCGGAUGAAUUUGACAAUGAUGUUGUGAUCAGACCUUUAUCAGACAGUUCUAGAAAGAUUAUUUGAUUGUUCCGUUUAAUAGUCCAUUUAAACCUGAAGUGCUGCUGGGGGAUAUGAGAUCGAUUUGAGCUGCAUUAGUGAAAGUGAUUCACUCUCUUAUGAACUCGUCUGAUCGGAUCAGUGGAGAUGUCUCUGGUAGCGUACGACAGCAGCGACGACAGUGAUCGGGAUGACGCGCCGGGUUCAUCCGCUCGACCAGCGGGGAAGAUCGGGGGACUCUUCGCAUCUCUGCCCGCACCGAAAAGCUCGGAUGUCCGAACAAGCACAGAUCAGACUGCAGCAGACCCUCAGCCUAAAAGAAUGAAUUUGGAUCUUCCCAAAUCCAAGAAGCGCACAGAGCCUGUUAAAAUCACCGUCCCCAAAAUAAGAGCAACAGAUUCUGAUUCUGACGACGAUGCGCCCGUGCGAAAGAAAUCAGCUCCUCAGGGCGGUGGCGGUCUGUCUUCUCUACUUCCCCAGCCUAAGAAUCUGGUUGUGAAGGAAACCCAGCGCCCCCUAGUGCCCCACACCCUAACAAAACGCCCUGGAUCAGGUCCGCCCAAGGGAACCACAGCAAAGUCCCAGGCCCUCUCGGGAACCAGCCCAUCCCCAUCUGCCAUCAAAGCUGCAGCCAAAUCAGCAGCAAUGCAGCUAGCCAGACAAAUAGCAGCUGACGAAGACGGAAGUGAUGAUGAAGUUGCUCCAGAAAACUACUUCUCCCUUCCAGAAAGCUCAUCACAAACUGUGAUGUCACAAAACCCUGAUUCUCAACUGUAUGUUCCUUCUCUACACACUCCGCCCAGUGUGGAGGAUGCUCCAUUGGACUUUGGUUCUUCUAACAAAGAAAGUUACAACAUGUCAGUUGGAGCCAUGCAAGACUAUCAGAAGGGAGAACAUCAAGAUCAAUACCAAGAGAAUCCACUGCCAGAGGCCUGUCCACAGGAUUACUUUGAGGAGGGUUACUAUCAAGAUCCUAAUCCUUUAGAUGUUGAUCCAGAUGAAUCAGGGUCCUCUUCAAUGUUCAAUGAUGAAGCAUUUCGGCGGCUGCAGGGGAAACAGAAUCGUGGGCGAGAAGAGAUCAAGUUCCUAGAGAUCAAAGGAGAUGAUCAGCUGAGUGGCAACAAGCAAUGGAUGACCAAGAACAUGUCAAAAGAGUUGGAGCCACGCAAGUCCUUCAGCAAGAAAAAAGGAGAUCAGCCAACAGGUCAACAAAGACGCAAGCACCAAAUCACAUACCUGAUUCAUCAGGCCAAGGAACGUGAGCUGGAACUGAAGAACAACUGGGCUGACAACAAGCUGACUCGACGACAAACACAAGCCAAGUAUGGAUUUUAGUCGACGUCACUCUGGAUGUCAAGAUACAUUUGGGCAGAUUUUGUCUCAGACUGCAGUUAAUACAGAAAUGUAGUAUCUUGUCACCAGCCUUUUAGUGAUGUUCGUGUUUGUAUUAUUACAGAACGGAGCUAAGGUAUGCAAAACUCUAAUGGCUGCUAUUACAGCAGUAAGAUGACACCCAAAUGUCUACUAAAUAUGAACAUUGUCUUUCCAUUGUUAUGAUGCACUCCAAGUCGUUUGUUACAUGGUUGUAGUUCUGUCAUAGAUAGUCACAUGUAACAUAAUAGUCACAUGAUUUAUGUUAUUGGGGUUGCAUGUUUUACUGCACCAGAACUUUUCUGGGAAGCCUUGUCUUCCACACUUUGGCAGGUAGAAAACAUUAUAGGACAUAACAAAGGAAGUGGAAAAACUGAAACGGGGGAGGGGGAAAUGUAAAUCGUAAAAGUGUUUGAGUAAAUCUUCCAACCUUAGUCUCAUUCUUUUAAAGGAAUAGUUCACCCAAAAAUUAUUUACUUACCCUAAUGCUGUCUAAACUCGUUUGAUUUUUUUCUUCCACAGAACACAAACAAAGGUAUUUUAAUGGAGAUAUGAUGUCUGUUUGUCCAUACAAUGCAAGUCAAUGGGGUCCAAACUUUCAAGUUUAAAGGUAAUCCAUACGGCUCACUGAUCGCAUCGCUUUGGAAGACAUGGUUUAAACCACUGG